UCAGCACGCGGCAGCCAAGUGAGUGAGUGAGUGAGUGAGUGAGUGAGUGAGAGAGUGAGUGAGAGAGUGAGAAAGAGAGAGAGGAAAAGUGCCCGCUCGAGUCGGCCGCGGCGAGCACGCUGCAUCGGCACGCCAGCAGCCGGUCUGCUCGUCGUCGUCGUCGUCGUCGUCGUCGUCGUCGCCACCGCCGCAAGUUGUCAUCGUCAGCCGGGAUACGACAACGAGAACGGAGUAUCGAGUCCGCGUCGGACGCACGUGCAUCUCGGAUCUCUCGGCCGUGUAACAUUGUUAGGCCAAGAAGUGGUGUCUUCAUGUACUCGUGGAGACUUGACACUUGAUAUUCAUGGUACUGUGAUCAGUGUGAUCCUUUGCUGGUCGAAAAUCCACUUGGAGAAAAGACAAGCGGAAGAACGUUGUAAGACACGCAUACGGGAGCAAGUGGAUGCAGCGAGUGUUCCUCGAAAAAAAAAAUGGAAAUUCCGAUAUAAAUAUUUCGAACAACGAGCAAGAUUCACGCUUUGCCCUCGUACAGUACCCCCGAUGGUACGCCGGAUAUACGAGAGGGACCCGCAACGCAACGAUGCACGAGCUGCGGCUGCGAGCGUAGAACCGCGCGCGCGCGCACGGGCGGGCGCGGGCGCGUGUACGCGUGAGUGCGUGAACGAGCGUAAUUCGAAGUGAGCGCAACCUCGAUGCAGCGCGAGUGCGCGUGUAGUCGUUGACGUGCACGCGUCGCGCUCACGCGCGCGGUUGACAGUACGCGCGUCAUCCCGGUGUGAGUGCCCGCUUUUGUGUAAAAAUAAUCUGGAGUCGCGUGCGUUUCCUCAUCGAUUUGCGGUUGAUGCGGCUCGUGGAAUCGCCGAGUGCGAAAAGUCGCGACCGAGAGAAAGGUUGUCCCGCUGGAAGUAGUCGUUCUGAAAUUUAGCGCCGUGCAAUCACGCCGCGACGAUUUUCGUCGAAAGAUUGACGAUUCGUCGCCCAAUAACUCAAGGAACCUUAUGCGCCCGCGAUGUGACAGUGACAACGAAUCGAUUGAUGUACAAUGCGUCGUUGUGCGCUCUGCUCUGUGUGGACCGCUGCGAUAAAGACGGUGCGAUAAUUGAGCGAAGACGUGUCGCGAGAGGAACGCGCCGUGUUCCUCGGCGAGGAUGGGCGAAUUCGUGAAAUAGCAAGAGAGAAAGAAAAAAAGAUUUGAAGCAAGAGUAAAAGAAAGGAAGAGAAAAAAAAAGAAGAAAGAGAGAGAAAGAGAGACGUACACAAGCGAGCACGCGGCGUUUUAUAGCUACAGCUGCAACGUGCGAAGAAAGGAAGAAAGAAGAAGAAAUGUCGUGGGCCAACGUGGCCAGUGCCGCUCAACUGGCGGCCUCGCUAGCCCUGAUCUUGAGACUUCUCGUCGCCACGGCGGAUCCGAUCACGCAGACGACCGACGAGACAAUCUUUGAACGAACGACCUACAUCGUGCCGUUUUCCAUGGAGAAUGACAGCGAUAUCGGAGCACCCACAAAGCCGGAGAAUCUCACCUCUCGGGGAAUCACGGGCAGUACUAUUGAACUCUCGUGGUCGGAGCCUGAGAACGCCAAUGGUGUCAUCGCCGGUUACCGCGUUUACUACAUGCAUUCCAAUUACACGGACGUUAAGAUGCACCUACCCGACAAAUCUGCGGACUCCGACGAUUCAUACAUCGAAUUUGUUCUGAAAGAACUGCUCCCAUACACCGAAUACAAGAUCUGGGUGAAGGCUUACACGCGGAAGAACGAGGGCGAGCCAUCCGAUCAGAUCAUUCGUAGGACCGACAUAACUGGACCGAGUGCACCUCAGAUCUUGAAUUUAACUUGCCAAUCGCACGAGUCCGUUUACGUUCACUGGGCCAGGCCGGCGAACUUCUGGGGCUCGAUCGAUUACUACUACAUCAAUUAUCGAAGGGAUAAUGGACGAUAUUACGAGGAGAUCGAAUUGUCGGCCGACAAAAGUCAUCUCGAGAGCGGGGCGAUUAUACCCAACCUGACGGUGAACACCGUUUACGAGAUUGUGGUACGGGGAGCCACCAGAAGCACAAUAGAUAACCGCCUGAUCAUCCGAGGUGACAGCUCCAUACCGACGAAGGUGCUGGUCACCCGCGAUUGCGACAAGAUACCGCCCUUGAUGCGCCGCAGCAGCAAGGAUCUCAGCGCGGGUGUGAUCGCCGGUAUGGUCUGCGCCUGCUUCGCCGUGAUGCUGGCGAUUACGUCCUUCGUGUUGUGGAAACCGAUUUUUAGGAAAUGCUUCCAUACUGCCUACUAUUACCUGGAUUACCCGCCGCGGAAUGUUCCUACUCUUCAAGAAUGGGAGAACAGCGAGCAAGACGGCGAGAGGACCGCCGUGGCCGUUCAGCAAUUCGUUCAGCAUGUCGCGAGUCUUCAUGCCGACGGUGAUAUCGGUUUCAGUAAAGAAUACGAGCUAAUACAAUCCGAGACUGGCGAUUAUACCGUGGAGAAUUCCCAGUUCGCUGAGAAUAAGGCCAAGAACAGAUACUUGAAUAUACUCGCGUACGACCACACUCGUGUGCAAUUGCUCUCCUGCGGCGGUGGACCGCCUAAAAAAGGCCAGGAUUAUGUUAACGCGAACUACAUCGACGGGUGGCAAAGAGCGCGAGCUUACAUCGGUACCCAGGGUCCACUACCGCCUACGUUCGAUGGUUUUUGGCGGAUGGUUUGGGAACAGCGAGUAUCAAUAGUUGUAAUGAUUACCAACCUUGUUGAACGCGGUCGUAGGAAAUGUGAUAUGUACUGGCCCAAAGAAGGGACCGAAACGUACGGUUACAUUCAAGUAACUUUAGUGAGGGAGGACAUUAUGGCCACAUACACCAUCCGUACUCUUCAAAUUCGACAUUUAAAGCAGAUCAAGAAGAAGAAAAAUGGGACCAAUAUGGGCGAGCGCACUAUAUGGCAGUAUCACUACACCAGCUGGCCUGACCAUGGCGUGCCCGAUCAUCCAUUACCCGUUCUGAGUUUUAUUCGCAAAUCGUCCAACGCUAAUCCCCCAGAAGCUGGACCUAUCGUCGUUCAUUGCAGCGCUGGCGUCGGACGUACCGGAACGUACAUCGUGAUCGACGCUAUGCUGAAGCAAGCUAAAGCCAAGAGCGAGAUUAAUGUGUUCGGUUUCCUCAAGCACAUCCGCACUCAGAGAAAUUUCCUGGUUCAGACGGAAGAGCAGUACAUCUUUAUUCACGAUGCUCUGCAGGAGGCGAUUGAGAGCGGCGAGACCAACAUCGACUCUAAUAACUUAAUAAAGCAUAUUCAAGAUAUGCUGUGUCCAUCGAAUAACAAGACUGACGCGUGGAACAACAUCGAAGCUCAAUACAAGUUGGUGACGUCGUGGAAACCUAAGGACUUCAAUCUCGUAUCCGCCACCAAAGCGUGCAACGUCCACAAAAAUCGUAACAUGGACAUUAUCCCUAUCGAAAAUGCGCGCGUUCACCUAACGCCGAAACCAGGCGUUGACGGAAGCGACUACAUAAACGCGACAUGGGUUUCAGGUUUUCAACGCAAUCGUGAGUUUAUCAUAACGCAACAUCCGAUGGAGAACACCAUAAUGGAGUUCUGGCAAAUGAUGUGGGACCACAAUGCUCAGACUAUCGUUAUGUUAACUCAAUGCGAUGAGGAGGAGUAUCCGGAGUUUUGGCCCUUCGAAGGAAAGGAUCUUGAAUCCGAGACAUUCCGAGUACGACUCUGCGGCACGAAGGAGACCGUGAACGGAACGAUCUUGCUAGAAGUGGCGGUUCGAUCGUUGCAGGAUGAUUAUGAGCUCAGUGCCAGGAUCGUUCAAGCACCGUCGAAUCAAAGCGGUUUGUGGCCGCACAACAAUAAUCCGAAGACCUUUGUCAGCAUCAUUCAAGACUUUCAUCGGGAUUAUCAGAACGGUCCUAUCGUUGUAAUGGAUAGGUACGGUGGAGUCGAGGCUGCACUCUUUGUUCUGCUGACUACGUUAAACAAGCAAUUGGAAUUCGAGCAAAGCGCCGACAUCUACAUGUUCGCAAAGCUACUUUACAUGAAACGACCUGGCGUUUUCCGCUCGAAGGAGGAUUACAUAUUGCUGUACCAGUGUCUCGAGUCCAUGCUAUCUACGAAAGGCCGCGCGGAGCCCGACCUGUACGCCAUGGCGAACGGACACGUCGCUACGCUGAAUGACCCAAACGAGAUCAGGUCGGCCUCGUCGAUUCAACAUAUGCCGAUAGAUUAUCCAUCCAAGUCAUCCGUCAUUCGCGAAUACGCGACCGUAGAAGUCAGUUCCGAAUACCUGUCCGACUAUAGCAUUCCCAUACGCGUGGAUCACCCAAUCGAAUCGUCCAGCAGUCGUGGGAGCGAACCCUGCCUCUCCUCCCACGGCGGCAGCAAUGAUCACGUAGUACCGUCGGAAAAAAGCAUGGUGGUAUCGCAGAGAAACAUUAGUUAUCAUAAUCAUCCACCAUCCGGUGUCUCCGUAAUGGUCGAUGCUAAUGGUUAUAUCACAAAUGGCAGCAUGCGUGUACCCUCCGACAGUAUGGAGCCCAGCUGUAAGAUGAUGCCGCAAUGAUGCCGGCCUAUCUUCGGUUGCAGCGCACCCUCGCGAAAGUCGGCCCCGCUGUAAUCGAGAUUCCCGAACGCCGGAAAUUUAAUCACAAUCUGACUGAUCCUCGCAUCGCAGAGGAGGUGAUAAUUUGCAUCCAAGGGAGAGCUGGAGGAUCUUCGAACGGAUUUCUUAGUGUACAUAAAGCUAACGUGAAUGUUAAAAAAAAACGAAAAAAAAUGUGAAGGAAAAGAAUUUCGGUAAGGAAACCCGGUUUCCGACGCGCGAGCGGACAGUGCCAAACAAAGAGACAAAAUUGCCGCCGAUGCAUGCCGGAUGGGCGAUGCUUAUCUUGUCCGUUGCGUAAGUUUAUGUUGUUUAAUUUUAUUUUGUAUAUAUUAUAUAUAUAUAUAUUGCAUAAUUAUUGAUAUACACACACACACGUGCGCGCGCGCCCGCGCACACAUAUGCAUAAUACGUAUAGGUGCAUACACACACAUACACGUUACAUAAAAUAUUAUAUAUAUGUACAUGUAUAGG
This is a messenger RNA of Mycetomoellerius zeteki, 5064 nucleotides long. RefSeq names its product Protein tyrosine phosphatase 99A. Gene Ontology annotation, molecular function: protein binding; protein tyrosine phosphatase activity. NCBI's taxonomy places the organism in Eukaryota, Metazoa, Arthropoda, Insecta, Hymenoptera, Formicidae. The record is from RefSeq and is a predicted model, not a curated record. Bases 1324 to 4551 code for a protein of 1075 amino acids. Gene Ontology annotation, biological process: protein dephosphorylation. The transcript is spliced from 16 exons.